Molecule: messenger RNA, 891 nt
Organism: Trachemys scripta elegans
Lineage: Eukaryota; Metazoa; Chordata; Testudines; Emydidae
Product: leukocyte immunoglobulin-like receptor subfamily A member 1
Exons: 6
Coding region: 1-891 (296 amino acids)
Source: RefSeq, a predicted model, not a curated record
AUGGUCUCUGCUCUCACCAUCCUCCUCCUCGGCUGCUGGCUGGCCGGGCGGAGCGAGGUGUCCGGAGAGCUCCCUGCGCCCGGACCCUCCAUCUCCGUCAGCCCCAGCGGGGUGAUCGCCCUGGGGGGAGCCGUGACCCUCCGCUGUCAGUGUCGGUGCGGGGCCAGGAGAUUAUUUCUGUAUAAAGAUGGAAUCCAAAUCUGGGAGCUGGAUGCUGGGGACGGGGGUGAAUUCACCAUCCCCAGCGCCAGACGCGGAGACGGAGGGUUCUACAGCUGCCGAUCUCGCUCCAGAUUGGAACUGCCCAACUGGUCGGAUCCCCGUGAUUACCUGCGGAUCAUUGUGGCAGAGCUCAGCUACCCCAAACCCUCCAUCUCCCUGCGUCCCCGUGGGGGAGUCGCCCUGGGGCGAAGUGUGACCAUCCGGUGUGAGUGUCGAUGCCAGAAAGCGACGUUCCUCCUGUAUAAACUUGGAAACCCGGACGUACGGCACUGGGCAGUGACUGCUGGGGACGUGGGUGAGUUUCCCAUCCGCAACGUGAGCCGUAGAGACACAGGGAGCUACAGCUGCCAAUAUGGCACCAAAUCGGACCCGCCCGUCUGGUCGCAUCCCGGCGACCCCGUGGAGCUGAUGGUAGCAGGUGAGGGGCCCGGCUCAGUAUCUCCGCUCUGUGACAGGGUUCCCGGGCUGGGUCUAUGGAACCGCUGGACCCGCUGUCCCACCAACCUGGGGUUUCCCUCGCAACUCUCCGAGCACACGGGGUCCAGGACAGGGGCUCCAGAUUACACCCAGGGCAACAUCGUCCGUCUGGCCCUGGCCGCCGGGGUCCUCCUGGCCCUGGCGUUGAUCCUGGCUCAGGCUGCCCACGGAUGGAAGAGGGGCAGAUGCUAG